GGGGCGGGACUGGCUCGGGAUUGGCUGCCGCCGUCCGACCCCUUUCGCCACCCGCCAGUCGCGGUCGCUCGCAGGCGCCUGCGCAAUGGGCCGGCCGUGGGGGGCGGGAAGCGCUUCGCGGCAGCGGAGCCCAUGUCGGCCCUGAGGCGCUCGGGCUACGGCCCCAGUGACGGCCCUUCGUACGGCCGCUACUAUGGGCCCGGUGGAGGCGAUGUCCCGGUGCACGUCCCUCCGCCCUUGUACCCUCCGCUUCGGCCCGAGCCACCUCAGCCUCCAGUUUCCUGGCGAGGGCGCGGGGGCGCCCCGGCCGAGACCACCUGGCCCGGAGAAGGCGCAGGUGGCGAUGCCUACUACCCCUCGGGAGGCGCCUGGGCAGAGCCGAGUAGAGCCGGAGGCGGACACCAGGAACAGUCACCAUAUCCUGGCUAUAAUUCUAACUACUGGAAUUCUGUGCGACCGAGGACCCCAUAUCCAAGUGCAUAUCCAGUGAGACCAGAGUUACAAGGCCAGAGUUUGAAUUCUUAUACAAAUGGAGCAUAUGGUUCACCAUACCCUCCUGGUCCUGGACCAAAUACUGCCUCAUACUCUGGGGCUUAUUAUGUACCUGGCUAUACUCAAAGCGGUUACUCUACGGAAGUUCCAAGCACUUACCGAUCACCUGGUAACAGCCCAACCCCAGUCUCUCGUUGGAUAUAUUCCCAGCAGGACUGUCAGACAGAAGCACCUCCACUCAGGGGUCAGGUUCCAGGGUAUCCUUCUUCACAGAACCCUGCAAUGACCUUGCCCCAUUAUCCCUAUGGGGAUGGUAACCGCACUGUGCCACAGUCAGGAGCAACUGUACGACCACAAGAUGACACAUGGGCUUCUGGUGCUUAUGGGAUGGGGGCCCGUUACCCCUGGCCUUCAGCUGCACCCUCAGCCCCACCUGGAAAUCUGUACAUGACGGAAAGUGCUUCCCCCUGGCCUGGCAACAGUUCUCCUCAGCCACCUCCUUCACCGCCACCUCAACAACCUAAGGAUUCCUCCUACUCCUAUGACCAGUCGGGUCCGGGUCCAGGCAUGAACCGGCACAGCUUUCCUUGCAGUGUCCAUCAGUAUGAAUCUUCGGGAGCCAUAAACAAUGAUAAUUCAGACCUUUCGGAUUCUCAAGUCCAGUACAGUGCUGAACCUCAGUUGUAUGGUAAUGCCGCCAGUGACCAUCCCAGCAAUCCUGCUCAGAGUAAUCAUCUCCCUGAAGAGUGUUUCUCUUCAGAUGAAGGCACGCCUCCAAGUAUUAAAAAAAUCAUACAUGUGCUGGAGAAGGUCCAGUAUCUUGAGCAAGAAGUGGAAGAGUUUGUGGGGAAAAAAACAGACAAAGCUUACUGGCUUCUGGAAGAAAUGCUGACAAAGGAACUUUUAGAACUGGAUUCUGUUGAGACUGGGGGCCAGGACUCUGUCCGUCAGGCCAGGAAAGAGGCUGUCUGUAAGAUCCAGGCCAUACUGGAGAAAUUAGAGAAAAAGGGAUUAUGAAAUAAUUUGGAAUGAAGGGUUAACCUGUUACUAAUUUGGCCGAAGAACUCUUGAAUUUGGUUAGUUACCAUCUUUUAAAUGCCUGUUGUGACAAGAAACAGCACAGUCCAGCUUCUGGCUUCAAACUGAAAGGAAAAGAAAUUGAAAAGCUGACAGAGGAAUGGAAGAACACAUUACAGUUUUGGUUUUCAGAUGACUGAACAUAAUACGAAACUGGAAUUGUCAAUGUUGCCAAGUAGACCUACUCCUUAAGAAAUCCAUGGGCAUCUCUAGGCUGCUUCUUAUCAACAGGAGGGAAAUAGACUUUAUGUAACAGGUUAUCAGUGCAUAGUCUGAGACAAGCAGGCUGUUUUGUAAGCAUCCAGACUGUCACAUUUUUGUGCAUUGUGACUGCAUAUACUUCAUGUGUAAAUUAUAGCUUAGACUCUUGGACCUCUGUUUUAUUAUCUGCAGUUCGCAAAUGUAAUAUUAUUCUACUUGGUACCUUUUGUAGUAAUAUGUUUAAUAAUCAAAUACUGGCAGCCAGAUAGAUGGGCAGUUCUGAUUGAAUUCAUAUCCUUUCAGCCUUGAAUAUAUUGCAGUGUGUAGUGGGCUCCUGAAGUCAAUCACUUAUCUCCUUCUUGUGUGGCAUGUUAUGUUAGUGUUCUUCCCACUUCUGCUUUUCACAGUAGUCAGGAAGGUGAUUUUGGAAAUUACAUUAACAUAGAAUCACUAUGUUUGUGAACAUUUUACUUCUUUGCUUUUUUUGUUGUAUUUGGAUAAAGAUCCAGUUUUGAAAUUGUUUUUUUAAGAAAAAUAUCUUUGGCUAUUGCUGCUUCUAUAGAGAGCCUUAUGAUAGAAACAUGAAACCUAAAUGCUACAAUUAGUAUAAAUAGUGACUGCAAAAGCAAAAAAUAUGACUAUUUAAUAAUACUGUUCUCCAUUUAAUAGUUUCUGUUAAACAGAUUUGAGCUCAGUUUAUAGCUGAUAGAAGGAAAAGGAGAUUCAUGCUCAGGGAAUGAGUCAGCCAUAGCUAAAGUAGAAAACUCAUUGUUUUCUUUAAAUUUGGUCUUUAUUUCAUAGAAUAAAUUACAUAGAAUUACCUGUUUCAUAAGAAAGAUGUUAUUAUUAAUAACAGUCCAUUUGGAACCAAGUUUAAGAAAGGGGCCUUUCUUGUUUUUCCAUAUAUGUUAUUAUACAGAGACAGGUAAAUAAUUUAUCUUUUAAAUCUAAAGUGGGGUCUAGCAUUCAGUAAUCUGUUUUUGCAACAAAAGCAGUUUCUUAGUAAAAUAUCAAAGUGGUACUUGUUUUCUAGACUAGCAAGCCUUUUUAUUAGUGAUACUAAACCUGUAGCCAUUCCUUCUACUCACAUGGAACCAAAUCAAUGCCAAUGUGUCAUGAGUAGAAACGUAGUCGAAAAUGUUGUAUGGAGGCCGGGGAUAUGGCUAAAUUCGUAGAGUGUUUGCCUAACGUGCAUGAAGUCCAGGGUUAAAUUCCCAGUAUUGCAUAAACCAGGCAUAGUGGUACAUACCUGUCUCAGCACUGGGAGGUGGAGGCAGGAAGAUUACAAGCUUAAGAUUAUCCUCAGCUACAUCAUGAAUUCAAGGCCAUUCUGAGCCACAUGAGAUCCUGUCUCAAAAACUAAGACAGGUGAUUUAAGAUUUGAUGAUUUUAUCCAAGAGUCUGUUUUUAAAGCAUUUUAUUAGUGUAUAAAUUUGAUUUGGUGGUAUACAUUUUUAAUCAAGACAGAGGCAGGAGGUAAAUCUCUUGAGUUCAAGGUCAACCUGGUCUACAGAGAGUUCCUGACCAGUCAGGGCUCCAUAGUGAGAGACACGUGCUACCUAUCUAUCCUACCUACCUACCUACCUACCUACCUAUCCUACCUACCUACUUAUCCUACCUGCCUACCUACCUAUCCUACAUACCCACCUACCUAUCUAUGGCAUGUGUGUGUGCUCACAUGUGUGUUUUAUAUCUACAAGUUUUGUUUUUGAACAAUGUCGUGCCGGUUGACCUUAAACUUUGUACGUAGCCUAGGACAACCUAGAGGUUCUGAUGCCCCUGCCUCACCCUUCAUUACAGUGGUAUGCCUGGUUUCUGUGGUGCUGAGGAUCAGAGUCAGGGCUAUAUGUAUGCUAGGCAAGAACUGUAUUGAUCUUGAGCUAUAGCCCUCAUUCUCUUCCUUUUGACCUAAUAUAGAAAUGCUUUUAAAGGGUUUCUAAGCUGGACAUGGUGACCCGUGCCUGUAACCCCAGCAUUCCGAGGCAGGUCUGUAGAUCUCUGAUUCUGAGACCAUCUUGGUCUACACAGUGAGUGCCAGGCUAGCCAGUAGUGAGGCCUAGCCACCCCUCAAACAUUUUCUAUAAAAAUACGACAAUUACAUUUAAAAGUUUAAGAGGAGAAACCUUAAAGCUGUGUUGCCAACAAGACAGUGACUGAUUCAGAACACAUUACACUGCCCAAGAUGCCAAUUUCUGCACAUCCUUCAUUUUUACAUAUUGUACACAUUAUACACAAAUGUACAUAUAUGUGUAUAUAUCUUAAGUUAUUUUUUGAACUAGUAACAUGAGUUUAAACUUACAGAAGAGUUGUAAACAUAGUAGUGCUCCCAUGUGCCCUCCAUCUGCCUUUCCCUUGUUUUGACAUCUUACCUAACAACUAAAGCAUUUGUCGAAAUUAAGAGUUCAUCUUUUAUAGUGCUAUUAAUAUUAGCUACAAUAGCAAGCUAAAAGUAGAUAUUUUAUUAAUCUUUUUAUUAGCAUCCUUUUAACUGUUCUGGAUCCCAUCUCGCAUUUACUUGUGUCUCAGUUGUCUUCACUCCGUGGCGCUGUAUCAUACGGAUAGCUGGUGUCGUCAUGUGUUUCCAGUGUGCUUCCCUUUGAGCACUCUGCUGAGGUGGUGUCUCUAGGAUGCUCUGCUGUAAGCUUACCCUCCUUCCUUUGUAAUUACUGAGUAUUUGCUAGAGAUACUUUGAGACUAUGCAAAUGUCCUGUUUCUGCUUAGAGUUUGCCUCUCCUACUAUCUCCCGGCAGGUCUUGCUUGUGGCAUUUACUACUGUGGCGUUCAAAUGGUGAUUUUUCUAUUUGUUCCAUUUCUUCUAUAUUUAAUAAUUGGAAUUCUUCUAGAAGGAAGAACUGUGGGUUCUGGAUUUAUAUUUUUAAUUAUAUCAAGAUAUUCAGGAUAGGUACAAACUCAGAACUUAAAGAUAUAAAUUGUGUUAAUUGAUUCCAAAUGGCCAAUAUCAAAGAAAAAAAAGCAAUGUUGGUGACUUGUCUUUGGAAAUAUAAUGAAUUUAGGAUGAAAAUAGUAUUUAUGAUUUGUAAAAUUUAUCUGACUUUUGACUUAAAAUUGAUUUGAAACUGAAACAAUUUUCUUUUGAAAUUUUACAUCUAGACUUUUUUAAGGUGUCUAAAUUUAUAUUACUUUGGGGGUCAUUUUUGUCAAAUCUUGAAUAAAGUUACCUACACCUGGCAUGAUAAA
Molecule: messenger RNA, 4968 nt
Organism: Myodes glareolus (Bank vole)
Lineage: Eukaryota; Metazoa; Chordata; Mammalia; Rodentia; Cricetidae
Gene: Bag4
Product: BAG cochaperone 4
Biological process (GO): protein stabilization
Cellular component (GO): cytosol; nucleus; membrane
Molecular function (GO): adenyl-nucleotide exchange factor activity; protein-folding chaperone binding
Source: RefSeq, a predicted model, not a curated record